Messenger RNA from Corticium candelabrum, 513 nucleotides. Its product is annotated as UPF0547 protein C16orf87 homolog. Lineage: Eukaryota; Metazoa; Porifera; Homoscleromorpha; Homosclerophorida; Plakinidae. The transcript is spliced from 4 exons. The record is from RefSeq and is a predicted model, not a curated record. The coding region runs from base 1 to 513 and encodes 170 amino acids.
AUGAGCGAAUACGUAAUGCGCAUGCGUCUGUCUCUAACAGUUUUUGUCAUGUCAUCGGUGGUUCGCGUGAAGAAGUGUCCAAAAUGUGCCAGCUGUAUUCCUGUGGCGUGUAAACGCUGUGCGACAUGUAGUUACGUAUUUAUACCGCGAAAAAUUGGGACUGUGGCGCCAGUAACAGUUUCUACCUACGCAGGUCAUCGACCAGCGCGUACUGCACGUUUUAGAAGAAGACUUCCCGCUUCUAGAUAUUCUCCUGAGUUGAAACAGAAGAGAUCGUCGGAGGACGUCAGGGAGAUGGAAACGGAUAGUAGCGAAUCGUCGGAGAAACGCAGAGGUACACGGCCGAGGAACUUCGAGCAGUCGAAUGAAGAAGAAAAAUUUGAGGUGGAUGAGACGGAGGAGGUGCUGAGACCUCCAAAGCACAGGGCGCAGGCCUUCCGUUUAAUUCUGAUUGACAUUAAUAGAAAGUUGGGGCACAGACAGACAACACAGGUUCAGCCAAAAGAAAAUUAG